This is a messenger RNA of Wasmannia auropunctata (little fire ant), 334 nucleotides long. RefSeq names its product venom allergen 3-like. NCBI's taxonomy places the organism in Eukaryota, Metazoa, Arthropoda, Insecta, Hymenoptera, Formicidae. The transcript is spliced from 2 exons. The annotation marks the transcript as partial. The record is from RefSeq and is a predicted model, not a curated record.
GCGCAAUAGAUAGUUUAAAAAUAUCAAAUUAAGAAAGAGAAUAAUGUCAGAAAUCAGCUAUCUUCUGUAUCGUCUAAUCGCGGUAUUUACUAUCGUAACCGCGGAUUACUGCAAUAUACAAUCAUGUAGUGAGAAGAGCAGUCAUACUAUGUGCCGAUAUUCCUUAACAACACCAGCAACGAAAUGUGAACAAAUAUAUGAAACUGGUCUUAAUAAUGUUGAGAAAAAGACAAUAUUAGAUAAACACAAUCAAUUGAGACAAAAAGUCGCAUCAGGCCAAGAAACUAGAGGAAAACCAGGUCCACAACCUAUGGCAGUUAACAUGUCAGACUUG